CGGAGCGCGCUCGCCGCCGCCAUCUUGGAGCGACCGCAGCGGCGCCCGCGGCCCGGAGGCGGUCCUGAGCCGCGGCGGCCGCGCCCGUGUCCGAAGGCGCCGCGCUCCGGGCCGGGCUCAUGUGCGUGCGGCCCGCCCCAGGCCGCCCGGGCUUCGCCUCCGCCCGCGCCCCGCCCGGGCCUCCGAGGAGCCGCCGCCACCCCGGGCCCGCGGGGCAGGACCAAUGCCCAGGGCCAAGGCAGCUCUUCUUUAUGGACUUCUGUCAGUCGCUGCUUCAUAGAGGUUGAAGAGUACUGCAAGCUCUGUGGCCAUCACAAUGUUCUGGAAAUUUGACUUGAAUACUACGUCCCAUGUUGACAAGCUGCUGGACAAGGAGCAGGUGACACUGCAGGAACUAAUGGAUGAAGACGACAUCCUGCAGGAGUGUAAGGCUCAGAACAGGAAGCUGCUGGACUUCCUGUGCAGGCAGCAGUGUAUGGAAGAGCUGGUGAGCCUCAUCACGCAGGACCCACCUCUGGACAUGGAAGAGAAGGUCCGCUUCAAAUACCCAAACACAGCCUGUGAGCUUCUGACUUGUGAUGUGCCACAGAUCAGCGACAGGCUAGGCGAGGAUGAGAGUCUGCUGAGCCUUCUGUACGACUUCCUGGACCGGGAGCCGCCACUCAAUCCUCUGCUGGCCAGUUUUUUCAGCAAGACCAUUGGCAACCUCAUUGCAAGGAAAACUGAACAGGUGAUUACAUUCUUGAAGAAGAAGGACAAGUUCAUAAGCCUGGUGCUGAAGCACAUGGGCACCUCAGCCCUCAUGGACCUGCUGCUGCGCCUGGUCAGCUGUGUGGAGCCAGCGGGGCUCCGCCAGGAGGUCCUACAUUGGCUUAACGAAGAGAAAAUCAUCCAGAGACUUGUAGAAUUGAUCCAUCCGAAUCAGGAUGAAGACAGGCAGUCGAAUGCUUCCCAGGCACUCUGUGACAUUGUCAGGCUGGGCAGAGACCAGGGCAGUCAGCUACCAGAGGCUCUGGAGCCAGACCCCCUCCUCACAACACUGGAAUCGCAGGACUGUGUGGAGCAGCUUCUGAAGAACAUGUUUGAUGGAGAUCAGACUGAGAGCUGCCUGGUCAGCGGGACGCAGGUGCUGCUGGCCCUGCUAGAGCCCCGGCGGGCAGGGACAGAGGGCUUGGUGGACUCCUUUUCUCAGGGACUGGAAAGGCCGCACGCCGUCAGCAGUGGAGUCCUGCAUGGCAUCCAGCCCCGGCUGAAGGACUUUCACCAGCUCCUGCUCAACCCGCCAAAGAAGAAAGCAAUCCUGACCACCAUUGGCAUCCUGGAGGAGCCCCUGGGCAGUGCCCGUCUGCAUGGUGCGCGCCUCGUGGCUGCUCUGCUGCACACAAACACACCCAGCAUCAACCAGGAGCUCUGCCGGCUCAGCACCAUGGACCUGCUGCUGGACUUGUUUUUUAAGUACACCUGGAAUAACUUUUUGCACUUCCAAGUGGAGCUAUGCAUAGCCGCUAUUCUCUCCCAUGCUGCCCGGGAGGAGAGGGCAGAAGCCAAUGGAUCCGAGAGCAGGGUGGAACCUCCACAGGGGAGCGGCAACAGGGUCAGGAGCCCGGACACACCCCAGCCCGUUGCCAAGCUCCCUGAGAACAUGAUGGUGACACACCUGUUCCAGAAGUGCUGCCUGGUGCAGAGGAUCCUGGAGGCCUGGGAGGCCAACGAGCACACACAGGCAGCGGGUGGCAUGAGGCGUGGGAACAUGGGCCACCUCACGCGCAUUGCCAAUGCAGUGGUGCAGAACCUGGAGCGGGGACCCGUGCAGACCCACAUUGGCGAGGUCAUCCGAGGACUCCCUGCAGAUUGCCGUGGACGCUGGGAAAGCUUUGUGGAGGAGACGCUGACAGAGACAAACCGCAGGAACACCGUGGACCUGGUGAGCGCUCACCACCUUCACUCCUCAAGUGAGGACGAGGACAUUGAGGGGGCUUUCCCUAACGAGCUGUCCCUUCAGCAGAGGCUCUUGUUCCCAAGGAGCAGCCUCCCAGGCCAGGCCCGCUGCUCAGGGCCGCUGUCCUCCCAGGCGUUCUCCGAGUACCAGAUCCAGCAGAUGACCGCCAGCUUCGUGGAUCAGUUUGGCUUCAAUGACGAGGAGUUUGCAGACCAGGACGACAACAUCAAUGCCCCGUUCGACAGGAUCGCAGAGAUCAACUUCCACAUCGAUGCCGAGGAGGACAGUCCCAGUGCGGCUCUGUUUGAAGCCUGCUGCGGUGACCGCAUCCAGCCCUUCGACGACGAUGAGGAGGAGGACAUCUGGGAGGACGAGGAGACACGCUGCACUGCCCGGGGGGUGGCCAGAGCCAGGUUUGGUGCCCCCCACACCUCCGAACACUGCUCAGACGGUGACCUGGAGCGUGGAGGCCAGGACAGAAAGGCGGGUUCCGAGGCCGGCAGGAACGCACCUCGGGCAGGCACCCUCCUGGCCGCUGCACAGAACGGAGGUCCCCCCUCGGAGGGUGUCUCAGAAGCAGGCCCUGCAUGGACAGCCGUGUUUGAUGAGCCAGGGAACCUGGCAAACCCUGCCCCCGGAGCUGUGAAGGACGUGGGUUCCAGUGUGUGGGCAGCCAGCGCCUCUGCUCCAGAGGAGAAGGGCUGGGCCAAGUUCACGGACUUCCAGCCUUUCUGCUGCUCGGAGUCAGGGCCCAGGUGCAGCAGUCCUGUGGACGUGGAGCACAGCCGUGCAGAGGGCAGCCAGAGCCCAGGCCCAGGGACAGCCUCUGGUCCCACCUCCCCUUGUGCCUGGAACGUGUGUGUCACCAGGAAGGCCCCCCUGGUGACCUCUGAUGGUGAGGACGACAAGCAGAAGGCGGCUGGUACCACAGGAGCUGCGAGCACAGGCCCGGGCCGGCAGGGACCCCUGCCACCCAGAGCAGAGGAGACUGCUGUUGGCAGAGCCAAGUGUGCCGACAGCAAGCCGCCGGGGUCUGCCUGCCUCUCACCCUCAGAAGUGACCACCCCAGCUGUGGCUACGCCUCCCAAGGCCACUGUGGCUGCCACAGUACUGGACCAGGCAAGUCCUCCCACGGCUGCCCUAGCAGUCUCUCCCACAGCGGCUAUGGCAGUCCCCACAGCAGCCCCAGCCACAGUGGCCACCCUGGGGACAGCAACAAAAGACAGGAAGACUGACGCCCCACCAGAAGGAGCUGCCUUAAAUGGUCCUGUGUAACGCUGCUGCCGCUGGCCGUGGCUUGCCCUGGUCAGGCUGCAUCCUUAAUCAAGAAAACUACCUGGUGAUGCAAUUUGUUUUCCUUUUUUUAAUUUAAUUUAAUUUAAUUUUAAAAUAAAUGCUGCACUGGUAAAGCUGGCAGUUGGAACCAGUCGGAUGACCCAGAGUCUCCCGGGCCCCGCUGGAGGGGAGGACGCGCUGGCUGCCCCCCAGGUCCUGGCCCUAGCACAGCAAUAAGGUCUCAGACAUGAUCACUGCCUGCAGGAGCUGGGGUUGGGGGCAAGACCCUGAGGUGCCACAAGGACCUGAUGGGCAGGAGGGUGUGGAUGCCAAGGCUCUUUGCGAUACUUUUUAACGCAUGCAGAAAGAGUGGGUUUUUGUGUUUUUGUGUUUUUUUGUUUUUUUUUGUUUUUUUUUUUUUUUUUUGCACUUUGUAUCCAGCUCCAAUUCAGGGUCUCCCCUGGCUCUGGGCAGAGAGGGCCUGAGCUGGGGAGACCCGACCUCCACAAAUGUGGGCCAGGCUCCAGGACUGCUGUUGCCUGCUGACCCUGGGAGCUGGAAUCAGGCAUUGAACCAGGCUGCAACUUUUGACUGCCUUAAAAAAAAAAAAAAAAAAAAAGACCCUCUGGGCCUGGUGGGUGUCCCCUGGGGCCAGGAGGGCAGGCCAGCAUCCUGGGGUGGGUGGGCAGGAUCCUGGCAAGAGCCGACCUCAGGCCUGUAGAGCAGGCACAGCAGGGUGCUGAGGGCUUGGAGACUGGGCUGCACUGUCCUGGAAGGGUCUGCAGGGCGAUUCUACAUUGAAUUCUUUUUUAAUGUUCUGAUCAUCUGACAGGGCACGCCAAGCCCCUGACCCCAAUAAAAGUCACAGCAUUCUUACUGA
Messenger RNA from Sciurus carolinensis (gray squirrel), 4094 nucleotides. It is a transcript of the gene Ppp6r2, whose product is annotated as protein phosphatase 6 regulatory subunit 2. The record is from RefSeq and is a predicted model, not a curated record. Gene Ontology annotation, cellular component: nucleus; cytosol. Gene Ontology annotation, molecular function: protein phosphatase binding; protein phosphatase regulator activity. Lineage: Eukaryota; Metazoa; Chordata; Mammalia; Rodentia; Sciuridae. Bases 317 to 3214 code for a protein of 965 amino acids. The transcript is spliced from 24 exons.